AUGGCCAAGAACAAAUUGAGAGGGCAGAAGUCCAGAAAUGUAUUUCACAUAGCCAGUCAAAAAAACUUCAAGGCUAAAAACAAAGCAAAAACAGUUACCUCUAAUCUCAAGAAGAUAAACAUUGUGAAUGAGGAGAAAAUUAACAGAAUGAAUACAGCUUUUGUAGACAUUCAGAAGGAACUUGCAAACUUCUCAAAAGGCCUUUCUCUUGAACCUCUGCAGAAAGAGCUGAUUCCUCCAAAGAACCAUGAAAAUGAAUCAGCUAAUGUUGACGAAGCUGCCAGAUUAAUGGCACAGCUAUAAUGCAGUGAUAGCAUCCAAAUUUCCCCAAAAGAUCAAUAAAUUAUGUUUUAUACAAA
This is a messenger RNA of Jaculus jaculus (lesser Egyptian jerboa), 359 nucleotides long. Its product is annotated as ribosomal biogenesis factor-like. Lineage: Eukaryota; Metazoa; Chordata; Mammalia; Rodentia; Dipodidae. Gene Ontology annotation, cellular component: nucleolus. Bases 1 to 303 code for a protein of 100 amino acids. The transcript has a single exon. The record is from RefSeq and is a predicted model, not a curated record. Gene Ontology annotation, biological process: ribosome biogenesis.